AUGGACGUACCAACCACAAAGUCCCUCGCGGACAUCUACCCAGAAGAUGCACUUCAGAGCCAGACAGCAAGAUGGAAUGCGCUCCUCGCCAAGUUUACUGAGAUCUAUGGCAAGUCACCAGACUUCGUCUCCAGAAGUCCCGGCCGAGUGAAUAUCAUCGGCGAACACAUCGAUUACAGUUUAUAUGAAGUAAUCCCAAUGGCUGUCACAUCGGACGUGCUUCUUGCAGUCUCUGUCCACAAGAAAGAAACCGGCCCAAGCACAAUCCGCCUUACGAACGUGCACCCUCAGAAGUUUGAGUCUCGGGAAUUUGAUAUCCCAGACACUGGAGAUGUGCAUAUCGAUUCAAGCACUCUCGAAUGGACAAACUACUUCAAAUCUGGCCUGAUGGGCGCUACAGAACUUCUUCGCAAGAAGCAGAGUGAGUUCAAGUGCAGCAUCGGCAUGGACAUUCUAGCAGAUGGUAGCGUACCCUCUGGAGGCGGACUCUCGAGCAGCGCGGCGUUUGUAUGUGCGAGUGCGCUGGCAGUCAUGAAAGCAAAUGGCGAAGAGAAGGUCUACAAGAAGGAGUUGGUCGAACUUGCCAUCGUUUCAGAGAGAGCAGUCGGUGUCAACUCUGGCGGCAUGGACCAAUCCGCCUCGGUCUUCCCUCUCCAUGGUUCAGCACUCUACGUCUCCUUUGUCCCUGAGCUUUCCGCAAAGAACAUCGCAUUCCCCGAACUGAAGUCACCACUCACAUUCGUCAUUGCUCAGAGCUUUGUUGCGGCGGAUAAGCACACUACUGGACCGGUGUGUUACAACCUCCGAGUUGUGGAAGUCACCCUCGCAGCUCUCGUUCUCUCCAAGAUCUUCCGCCUCAAAGACCUCCCUUCAGAUGCCGGCCCUCUUGGCAUUAGUCUUCGUGGGUUCCACGAUACGUACAUGCAACAGCAUGAGAGCAUCGCAGACAACCACAAAGUGUCCAAGGCAGACUUUGCAGACCAAUUACAGGAUCUUGUUAAGAAGGUCGACGAGUACUUGCCACAGGAAGAGGGCUACAGCCGUGAACAGAUCGCCGCAAUCACAGGGCUGUCCGUCCAAGAACUUGAGACAAAGUACAUGAGCAAGUUCCCAAUUCGCGCAGAGAGAUUCAAGUUGAGGCAGCGUGCAUUGCACGUCUUCAGCGAAGCUGCCCGGGUGUUGAAGUUCAUGGACUUGCUCACUGCCCCGCCACCGGAGAAUGAGAAAGAGCUGCUGCUCGCUCUGGGCGAGCUUCUGAACGAAACUCAGGAGUCGUGUAGAGAAAUUUACGAGAACAGCUGUCCGGAGCUGGAUGAGUUGUGCGAGCUGGCAAGAUCGGCAGGAGCAUAUGGUAGUCGAUUGACGGGUGCUGGCUGGGGAGGCUGUUCCGUACAUCUCGUUCCUGAAGACAAGGUGGAGAUGGUCAAGCAGAAGUGGAUCCACGAGUACUACAAGAAGAAGUUCCCAGACAUCACCGAGGAGAAGCUGGAAGAGGCCAUUGUGGUCAGCAAGCCGGGUAGUGGAAGCUGCGUCUUCGGGGUCGAGGGUAGGAGCGAGCUUUGA
Ramularia collo-cygni is the source of this 1563-nucleotide messenger RNA. Its product is annotated as related to galactokinase. The record is from RefSeq and is a predicted model, not a curated record. The transcript has a single exon. Bases 1 to 1563 code for a protein of 520 amino acids. Gene Ontology annotation, biological process: carbohydrate phosphorylation; galactose metabolic process. Lineage: Eukaryota; Fungi; Ascomycota; Dothideomycetes; Mycosphaerellales; Mycosphaerellaceae. Gene Ontology annotation, molecular function: ATP binding; galactokinase activity. Gene Ontology annotation, cellular component: cytosol; cytoplasm.